Molecule: messenger RNA, 1248 nt
Organism: Cajanus cajan (pigeon pea)
Lineage: Eukaryota; Viridiplantae; Streptophyta; Magnoliopsida; Fabales; Fabaceae
Molecular function (GO): RNA-DNA hybrid ribonuclease activity; nucleic acid binding
Source: RefSeq, a predicted model, not a curated record
AUGCAUGUUGACGGUUCCUCUAACGCCCAAGGAAGUGGGGCAGGGAUAAUUCUAGCUAGUCCCUCCGGCAUCACCGUAGAACAAUCCCUCCGUUUCGGCUUCCGAGCCUCUAACAACCAAGCGGAAUAUGAAGCAUUGCUAGCCGGGAUGUGGUUAGCAACCGAAAUGGGUGUCAAGAGAAUCGUAUGUUGGACCGACUCUAAGAUCGUGGCCGAACAGGUCAACAAUAAUUUUCAAGUCAAGGACUCCAACUUGUUACAAUACUAUCACCUCUUCCAGAAGCUCAAGGAUGAUUUCACCGAGGUGCAGAUACGACACGUCAUGCGUAACAAUAACGAACGGGCCGAUCAGUUAGCUCGGCUCGCCAACAGCCGAAAGCCAGGGCAAUUGCGAACAACCAUUCACCUCGAGAUUCCCUCUCCUAGUGUGACGGGAGAGUGCAUGGCAACCAAUACUGAGGCACCGACCUGGAUGACUGCCAUCCGGAAUUUCAUUGUCCGAAGGGAGGCACCAACCGACCCGUUGGACGCUAAAAAAUUGCGAACGCAGGCGGCUCGGUAUUCAGUAGUGGCUAACGAGCUGUAUCGGCGAGGAUUUUCCACCCCGUUACUCAAGUGUAUUGACACCCAUCAAGCCGAUUACGUCUUACGAGAAAUACAUGAGGGCAUAUGUGGUUCGCGCUCGGGCGGACGAACCAUGGCGGCUAAAGUUUUGAGAGCUGGUUAUUAUUGGCUGACUCUGAAAGAAGAUUGCGCCAAGUUCGUUAAGAAAUGUGUGCAAUGUCAAAAGCAUGGGAACCUUAUCCACGCCUCAGCCGCCGAGUUGCACAGCAUCAGCUCCCCGUGGCCAUUCUCCUUGUGGGGAAUCGAUUGGAUAGAAGCCGAACCGCUUGCUUGCAUCUCCGCAACCAAUGUCCAGAAGUUCGUCUGGAAAAAUCUGGUUACCCGAUUCGGAAUCCCGUAUGCCAUCAUUUCGGACAACGGCCUCCAAUUCACUGACAAGAAGUUUAACACUUUCCUUGAAAACCUUGGCAUUCGGCACCGGUUCACCUCAGUCGAACAUCCCCAGUCAAACAGGCAAGCCGAAGCAGCAAACAAGGUUAUACUUAAUGAGCUCAAAAAGCGUCUCGGUGCGGCGAAAGGAGGAUGGGCCGACGAAUUACCGGAAAUCCUGAUGUACACCACAAUCAACAACCAAAGAGACACCCUUUCGCCUAACAUACGGCGCAGACACAAUGAUUCCGGUUGA